GAUAUAGAGACACAGACCAGGUUUUAUAAACAAAUGGAGUCGGUGAAGAAACGUCUGAACGAGUUUUCACUGGAGGCUCAUGAUCUGUAUCUGAGCUCAUCAGUUCCGUACCUGGAGCAGCCACCUGAUCCGCUGCACUUCUACCGCGACUGGAUUGGUCCAAACAAACCCUGCAUCAUCCGCAACGCCUUCAGCCAUUGGCCGGCUCUGUCCAGGUGGACGCCAGAGUACCUGAGGGAGAAGGUGGGGUCAAAGGUCAUCAGUGUGGCAGUGACUCCGAACGGUUACGCAGAUGCAGUGAGCGGUGAUCGAUUCGUGAUGCCUGAAGAGAGACAGAUGACCUUCUCUUCUGUUCUCAAUGUCAUCGAGGGGAAGGGGGAGCUCUCUGGUGUGUUUUACGUUCAGAAGCAGUGCUCUAACCUGCUGGAGGAGCUGCCGGAGCUCACAGACGACGUGGAGCCUCAUGUUCCCUGGAUGAGCGCCGCGCUUGGAAAGUUACCUGACGCUGUUAAUUUCUGGCUCGGAGAAGCGAGCGCCGUCACCUCCAUGCACAAAGAUCACUAUGAGAAUCUUUACUGUGUGAUUUCUGGAGAGAAAAACUUCAUCCUGCUGCCGCCCACAGACCGACCCUUCAUCCCUUACGGUGUGUAUCAGCCGGCCGUUUAUCGCCAGCGGGACGACGGCGAGUUUGAAGUCAUCGAUCGGAGCGACUCUGAGAAGGUCCCAUGGAUCCCACUGGACCCUCUACACCCGGACCUGGAGCGGUACCCACAGUACCGGAGAGCUCAUCCGGUCCACUGCAGCGUGAAGGCUGGAGAGAUGCUGUAUCUGCCAUCGCUGUGGUUCCACCACGUCCGGCAGUCACAUGGCUGCACCGCAGUGAACUUCUGGUACGACAUGGAGUACGACAUCAAGUACAACUACUUCCAGCUGCUGGAGACGCUGUGUGAGGUCACAGGGACGUGACAUCACAACAGCUGCAUGAUGUCACAGUGAUGACGACACUGGCUUAGUGUCAAAAUGAAACGUGAGCUGGUUGUCGUGAAGCAGCUGAUUGAUGAUUAAAAUUGCGACA
This is a messenger RNA of Paralichthys olivaceus (Japanese flounder), 1075 nucleotides long. The record is from RefSeq and is a predicted model, not a curated record. NCBI's taxonomy places the organism in Eukaryota, Metazoa, Chordata, Actinopteri, Pleuronectiformes, Paralichthyidae.